Phycomyces blakesleeanus NRRL 1555(-) is the source of this 1992-nucleotide messenger RNA. RefSeq lists its product as hypothetical. Bases 1 to 1341 code for a protein of 446 amino acids. NCBI's taxonomy places the organism in Eukaryota, Fungi, Mucoromycota, Mucoromycetes, Mucorales, Phycomycetaceae. The transcript has 3 exons. The record is from RefSeq and is a predicted model, not a curated record.
AUGGACAACUUUAAACGAGUCUCAGCUAUUGCCAUUGUAGUAUCGACGCUUGUGGCAGCCCCAUUAGUUCAGGGCGCCUAUCUUCCUCAAAGCAGCUGGGAUUCUGCUGCACAUAGUGAUUCACUUCAAAAGCGUGCCCUGUCUGAUAAGAUCCCAGACUUAUCCAGGGACACCCAAUCCACUGACAAUGAUGAGCUCGACCAAAACGAAACAGAAGGAUCUGCAAUUGCUGAGGACGGAGCACCUCAUACUCGCCCACCAUAUGACCAGUCCAAAGAUGGCUACAGCUACCAUAGCACCAAGAAUGAGUUGCAGCAAAACCAACAGCCACAGCAGCAAAGACAAGAAGAACCAACUAAACCAACUAUUGAAUUUCAAUUACACGCGGGCAGGCCCGAAUUUACAACAGAAAAUUCAGCAGAAGAAAAUAUUGAAGCUGCAGUCAAAUAUACAAAUAAUGAGGAGAGUUUAGUAGCUGACAGAACUAAAGAGCGAGAAUACGACACUGAAAACGGAAACGGAAACGAAAAUGACGAUGAGGACGGUGUUAUCCCGUUCUCUAAUGAACAGACAGCCUACUAUGAUAAUGAGGUGUUUGACGAUAUGCCGGAAGACCUCAUGGAUGCAGAAGACGUGUCUAGUAAUCGCGCAAGUACUGACACCAAACUCGCCAUCGUAUCGGACCGAGAUGAGCUGGAGUCUCCAGGCCUAGGCUAUGCAGUGAAUAGACUACCAAUUCCUGCACCUGGCUCUGAUUCUUAUUCUUCUUCAUCUGGAGCUGGUGCUAGUGCUGAUGCUGAUGCUGCGCAUGCAUUCGAUAUUGAUCAGAAUGAUGUUGAUGCUGCAGACCUUGGCAGUUUGGCGGCGUUGAGCUUCUUGUCUCAGCCCGAGCGCGAGGAGAUCCGAACGUUGAUCAAGAGCCAAGAGGAGGAGGCUGUUCAGGAACUUGAGCAUGAGAUCGCAGAAACAUUGACAAGAGCUGUUUAUGCUAUGAGUAAGAGUCGACCUGCGCCAUGGACGGAUGAUCCAAUCGAACUCUACCAGGCAUACACAAGACCGAUUGCAAUCCAGAGUCCCACAACUGACACAAAGCAACGAGCUCUUGGCCUCUCGGGAUCAGCAAAACAAAAGGGCGGGCGCACCUCUACCUCAAAUACACGCUUCUCAAAAGGUCCACAAGAAUACCCUUUAGCAGCUAUUAUCAUUAUUCUCUGUCUACUUAUUUGGGUAAUUCUAAAGGUGCCAAGUCUUAAAAAAUUGGUGCAUUCAUGUGUUGACCCAGAAAAGUCCAGUCUUCCGUUUCACCAUUCAGCAAAGACCAAGACCAAGACAAUGGACUAGGCCGUAGACUGGGACAUAGACCUGGCCAGGCCAGACCAGACCAGACCAAACCAGACCAAACCAGGCCAGGCCAGGCCCAAAGAAAACAAAAGCUUGAAAUAUAUUUUGUACAAAGAAAAAUCAAACAAAAAGCAGAAAAAAAAACAAAGACUAUCACCCUAACAACCCAUAUCCCAACUAUCACACCUUACAAACAGACAGCCUAAAAGACAUAUAUACAGAUUUGUAUGUAUGUUUUUGUAUCUGUGUGGGUGGGUGAGUAGGUGUAUGGGUGUGUUUGCCUUAAUCCCCUAAAACAGAAAACCAAAAACCAAAAACCAAAAACAAAGAGGGAUUGCAUUGCCAGUAUAUGCACUUCACUUUCUGCGCAAGUUAACCAAAUUUCACCACCUAUUAUAGCACUACAAAGCCCUUGAUUAUAUACUCACUUACCUAUUUACCUACCUAUUUACCUACCUAUUACUUACCUAUUUACUUACCUAUUUACUUAUUUAUUUACAAAUCUCCUAGUGAGAUUUUCUUGCAUUUUUUCUUUCUUACAUAUAUUGUACUUAAUCGGAUCUCUAUGCCUUUCUUUUUAUCAUUUUGUUUUAUUGGUAAAGAAUUAUUGAAGCUAUUUUGGAUUCUUUAAUCAAAAAUCAAAUUAAAAUU